AUGGGUCCCACUCUCAGCGACAGAGACAGUCAUGAGCAGCAGCCGUCGAAGCCUAAACGAAAAUAUUCACCUCAGGCUUGUGUUGAAUGCCAGCGUCGCAAGCGGAAGUGCUCAGGUGGCAGAUUUUGUGACAGCUGUCGAUUCUCAGACCUAGAGUGUGUGUAUUCACAGUCGCGAUCGUCCAAACGACGGGCACUACUGCAACAGUCUCCCGUUCAUGGCAUUGAGUCGUCGUCCAACGAGUCUCAUUCUGCUCCCACUCACUCUGCGGGCGAGAACUUGACCCUGCCUGCAUGGCCGGCGGUGUCACAGCUCUUCCACGACGACUCGACACUCAACAGCUUGAGGCAGGACUUUGAGGCGCUGAGGAACGAGGUCGCUCGACUGAGAUCGCAGCCUCAAAACACCUCGAAUCUUGUGCCUCUCUCACCAACAGCACCAGCUACGGAUACGGCAAUAUCAUCAGCAGAAUCGCUGCUGGCAGACAAAGCCCCAAUUACUGUGGAGAUCUCGACCACUGUCCCUCUUGUCUCGACUCCCUGCCCUCCUCACUCCGCAGCCAGCGACCGCCACAGGGACACAAGACGGGCGGACAUUCUUCAAAAAUCGAUCUCGACCGACAUUGGAGCGGGAACUUCUUUCUUCCGCCAGCUUGAUCUUCUCGACAAUUCUGUGAACGGCAGCGAUGUCCCGCACGAGGAAGCCCCAUCAUCGUCCGCAAACGAGACAGAGGGCCAGGAUGCCGACCCUGAGGUUCUAUCAAGCGGUUUGUGGCGUGAGGCCGAACGGGUGGUUGAGGAAACUCGAGCCCAGGAUUUUGACAACAUCUGCCGCAGCGUCGACAUUUUCUUCCGGCACCUCCGGCCGCAUUGGCCCUUUAUCAACGAGGCCAAUUUUCGCACGCGACUUGCCGCCCUGUGGGCCAAUGAUAACGCCCACCUCAAGGGGACCAUGAUGGUGAAUUUCGCGGCCCUGUUGAAUUUCGUGGUCGCGGCCACCCAGCUCCUGUACGAUUCAAGUGAGAGGACUACCGACGUACCGGGAUGGACGUACUUCUUCCGAGGGGACAGAUUGUUGACCUACGCAACGUGGCUGGAGAAGUCCAAUACCACGACCCUACAGAUACUCCUGGUCAAGAUCCUGUACUGCUUCUUUGCCGGGCACUUUGACGCAGCCUAUGCGUCCGUCGGCGUCGCAGGGCAGCUGUGUGUGCAGCUGGGUCUACACAACGAGCCUUCGUGGGGCCCACACUGCACGUUCUACGCUAGGGCCUACCGCCAGCGCUUGUUCUGGUCACUUGUCUGUCUCAGUCCCAUCAUUUCGCAGCAUGCGGGAUGCCCGGACCCUUUGCGUGACCUGGACAUUCAAGUCGAAUACCCUCUGUGCGUGGACGACAGGAUGCUCUAUCCGGACUGUCUCCCGCUGCAGGAACUGCCACGAGCAUCUCCCGUGCCAUAUCUGCUUGAAGUCAUCAAAUGGGCGAGGCUCUCUUCCGAGGCUUGGGAUACCGUGCUCGGUCCAGGCGCCAAAACUCCCUUCGACGCACAGGCUAUCACGUCGAUCGACAACAAGGUCAAGGCCCUAUCGGCAGAGGCUCCGCAAUUCCUACAGUGGACCUGGAUUACCACCUCUCAAGACAAGGAUCAUAUCCCUUCCUUCCGUUGGCACCAAGCCCUGAUCAUGUACCUGCGUGAACGCUCUCUGCGGAUCCUCCUGCGACGGAACGACAUGCUCAACGGGCGUUUCGACGCCCGCACGGCACAGACGUGCAUCGAAAUUGCGGUCGAUGUGGUGAGUGCGCUAGAACUGUCGCUCAAAUCGUCCUUCUCCAAGAGAACGGCGCCGUAUACAUCGGUGCUCCAUCUCACAGGCGCCAUUGUCCCAAUGAUAUGCAUCAUCAUCCGGCCCGACAUUGACGAGGUACUUGCCCGACCAGCGAUCGACGUGUUCAAGCGGUCGCUCAGCAUCAUCAGGGAAUACGCACCGGCACAGUCAUUUGCGCGGCUGACCCUCAAGCAUCUCAACCGGCCCAUCCGCGCCGCCUCGCAGACGAUCAAAUCCCGCUGGCCGCAACAUGCAGACGCGUGCGUCUUGACGCCAGAGACCAUCACCGAGAUGGGAUCGACGACGGCGAUGACGACCGAAGAAAGGGCCGCGAAUGGUCUGUCUCAUCUGCAUCACCCCCACCAGAACCACCAGUUAUCGUCGUGGGGCAUGCUGGGACAAAUGAUGAUGUUGCCUAAACCCGCGACGGCGACUAUUAGUAUGGAUCCCGGCCUGCCGCUGAUGGCAGAGGAGUUUAUGGUCGGGGACGAAUAUUUUACUGCCACCAAUCAAGAUCCAUUUGGAGGCUGGCAUGCAGGGCACAUGGUGCUGUGA
Fonsecaea nubica is the source of this 2379-nucleotide messenger RNA. RefSeq lists its product as hypothetical. Gene Ontology annotation, biological process: DNA-templated transcription; regulation of DNA-templated transcription. Gene Ontology annotation, molecular function: zinc ion binding; DNA binding; DNA-binding transcription factor activity, RNA polymerase II-specific. The transcript has a single exon. Lineage: Eukaryota; Fungi; Ascomycota; Eurotiomycetes; Chaetothyriales; Herpotrichiellaceae. The record is from RefSeq and is a predicted model, not a curated record. The coding region runs from base 1 to 2379 and encodes 792 amino acids.